AUGAAGUCACUCCUUAAUUUCGAAGAAAAUUUACCUGAAGAGAUCCUUUCGGAGCAUAUUCAUUGUACAGGGAUCAGGAAUUCCAUACACUCGGAGAGCAGUGUGUCAGAUUCACUAUUUCAGAGAGGUAAAAGGCACAAGCAUUUUGUAGAGGCUGACUCUUUUUCAUUCUUGCCGAAUCACAAAGUAGACUCUAACAGAGACAAUAAGUCAAAAGAUACACUUCAAAAAUCCAAUUCUACCAACAGUUCUGGUUCAAAAAUUGAUUCUAGAAGAAGUAGUCUUCAGAGUGAGAUCAAAGACUUACUUCAUAAAGCCAUGCGUAUCAGAAGCACUUUUUACCAUGAAUCUGGCAGAGGAGUCUCUUCCUCACAAGUAGUUCAACAUCAGGCUAGCUUUAGUUCUGAUGAAAGCGACCUUUCUGCACCAAAUAAUCAAGAACCAAGUGAAAGACUAGUCACGAUGAAUGAUGUCAGUUGUUCAGAAUCCUUCUAGAGUAUCAAGCUAAUAAAUAAUUUGUAUAUAACUAACUUGACUUA
Moneuplotes crassus is the source of this 539-nucleotide messenger RNA. Lineage: Eukaryota; Ciliophora; Spirotrichea; Euplotida; Euplotidae. The record is from the annotation of a GenBank genome assembly.